Molecule: messenger RNA, 1186 nt
Organism: Dermacentor silvarum
Lineage: Eukaryota; Metazoa; Arthropoda; Arachnida; Ixodida; Ixodidae
Product: acetylcholinesterase-1
Exons: 2
Coding region: 410-1186 (258 amino acids)
Biological process (GO): choline metabolic process; acetylcholine catabolic process
Cellular component (GO): plasma membrane
Molecular function (GO): acetylcholinesterase activity
Source: RefSeq, a predicted model, not a curated record
CCGCUGCUCGCUCAGUCUUGUGAGAGACGCCUCCGCGGCAGCGCUCAUCUGUCCCUGUUCACUUUUGCUCCUGGUGUCCGAGGCGCUCUCGGCCCCUUUGCGGGACUAUUGCGUCCAUUGAUGUCUUAGCUCGAAGCUGUGCUUGGGCCUUAUCCCCGUAGGCGAGAGUUCGGCUAGACCCGUGCUAAACGGUGGACCGCGCACUGUUCCUUGUUUUAUUGCUGUUGUCGUUCCGUUUUUGGCAUUACUGGAGUACUGGCAUCGACUUGGCAGAGCGUGAUCUAGCGUAAAAUUUUUCUCCGUAGCGGCUUUUGAAAAUCGACAUCCGAGGAGACCGCCUCCUGUAGCAACGGCUUCGCCGUUCUCUGGUGUGAUUGUGAUUUCAUAUUUUCUACGACGUCACAUCGCAAUGCUCGCUUCAUUGUUCUUCGUCGUAGUGGCGCUCAGCGCCGUUGCCCACGGUCGGAGCGUGCCCUCCGAGAACGACAUCUUCUCCGACGCGCCGGUGGUGUGCUUUAGGACAGGUUGUACCCGCGGCACACGGCAGACUGUGAACGACCAGAGUGUGAACGAGUUCUAUGGCAUUCCUUACGCCAUGGCGCCGGUGGGCGACUUGCGCUUCAAGAAGCCCGUGCCCCACUACGACUGGGGCUCUGGCAUCUACAACGCCACGAUCAAGCCACCCUCGUGCCCGCAGACGUACUUCUACGCCGACGAGCGCUGGAACAACUACGACCUGAGCCUCAACGAGGACUGCCUCUUCCUCAACGUGUGGGCACCGGAGACGUGCCGCGAGGACGCCAAGUGCUCGCGCCUCCCCGUCGUCGUGUUCAUUCACGGCGGUGCCUUCACGCAUGGCGGCUCCGAGCGGGCUACGGCCGACAUGUCGCACCUGGCAGCCGUCGCAGACGUGGUCGCCGUGUCCUUCAACUACCGCCUGAACGGCUUGGGCUUCAUGUACGGCCGCAGCAAGGACUUGCCCGCGAACCUGGGCCUCUUCGACCAGCGGCUCGCCAUGAACUGGGUGCGGGACAACUGUCGAGUUCUUCGGCGGGGACCCGGACAGCAUCACCCUGAUGGGCCACGAUGCCGGGGCACAGAGCGUCGGCUACCACAUGCUGUCGCCCAAGAGCCGCAGCCUGUUCAAGCGAGCUGUACUGUUGGGUGGCAACCCUUACACGAGUAA